UUAGUAACUUCUUUGAAAUUGGCAGUAACCUCCUUAACUUAAACAACAAAGAUGUCUGGGAUUCCAUAGACAAAGAGGAUUCCCAGCAGGUCGACAAAACACCGCAAAAUAUGAUAAAGAACAUUGAAAAAUUUGCUACCGUCACUGCUGAGAAAACAAACAAGACACUUGUCAUUCAAAAGGAGAAUUUACUUGUGGAAAUCAAAAAGGCUUCAGUUAAUGAAACUCUAAAAUUACCAACGUCUCAGGUCAAAGCCACUACUCCAGAGUGGAUACAGAAUAGUCUUACAACUGUCACUAUUCCCAGUGAAUCAUUAAAAGAAGUAUUUAAAGGAAACGAAACUAUUUCAGUGGCAACAACAAUUUUCAAAGAUGUAUCAGGUCUAAUUCAAGGUGUAGGGUAAGCAUACAUUUUUCUUGCAC
Octopus bimaculoides (California two-spot octopus) is the source of this 423-nucleotide messenger RNA. RefSeq lists its product as uncharacterized. Gene Ontology annotation, biological process: cell surface receptor signaling pathway; G protein-coupled receptor signaling pathway. Gene Ontology annotation, molecular function: G protein-coupled receptor activity. Gene Ontology annotation, cellular component: plasma membrane. The record is from RefSeq and is a predicted model, not a curated record. Lineage: Eukaryota; Metazoa; Mollusca; Cephalopoda; Octopoda; Octopodidae.